Coturnix japonica (Japanese quail) is the source of this 5003-nucleotide messenger RNA. NCBI's taxonomy places the organism in Eukaryota, Metazoa, Chordata, Aves, Galliformes, Phasianidae. The record is from RefSeq and is a predicted model, not a curated record.
GAAGAGACAAAUAGCAGAUUCCCUUUGUUGGGAGCAGGCAGUCUGUGCCAAGCUCUCAGUCAGUCAUUUUCAACCUUCUUCCAUUUAAACCCCUGCAAAUUCUCCUGUGGAGGUACAGGACUUUGUAUAGAUGCCUUUUCCCCCUGCAGCGAUAGCCAUACUGCUUCCCUUUCCCUUUGAGACUGCUGACUUAGAGGUCUACUACUUUCAACUUACAGGUCCCAUUUUUGAAAAUUAGUCUCUCAAGCAAUUUAACUCUGUUCAUUCACAUCUUCACUUCUUCUUUAAAACAAACAAACAAACAAACAAACACUCUCCUUCUCAUAAUACCUCUGUUCAGUCCCUAAAAAUACUGAUGUUAUUAUUGCAAUGUACCAGAUAAUUCAUACAUCAGGGUAGGAAGUGGCCCUGUGUCUAGAUCAGCCAGCAGCACGUGACAGCAAAUUGCAUUGCAAAGCACACCACAAGUUCCGGCUCUCUUGAAAUCACCUUUGUGCCUUGGCAUGGGACAAAAUCCAGUUGGGCCUCUGCACUUCUUUCCCAUAAAAGGAGUUUCUAAGUGUUGGGGAGCAAUAAAAUACUGGAAGCUGGAAGCUGUUGAGAAAAUAAAAUACUGGAAGCUGGAAGCUUUAAGACUCGGUGAGUUAAUGGCAGAGGAUCAUCAUAGAAUCAUCAUCAUAGAAUCACAAGGUUGGAAAGGACCUAUAAGAUCAGCUAGUCCAACCGUCCUCCCUUUACCAUACCUACAGGAAACCCCUAAACCAUGUCUCCUAGGAUGAGGUCCUACAGGCUGGCAUUGCACUAUUCUUCCAGAGGCUGAAAGGGUUAUGAGCCUUUUAUGCUCCACUCUGACUGUGAGUUUUAGUGAUUACAGUAAUAAAUUAGUACACUCUGGAGUUAUGUUGUGGCACAGCUUUCUCAUAUUUUUCAUCUGUUCAGCUGUAUUCACAGUUCCCUCUGCUGGAGUUGUCGGGGGAAGUGCAAAAGGUCCCAAGUUGAUAGGAAAAUUCCCAAAUAUAAUUAGUAGCAUCAACGGACCAAGGAGAUGCUGAAAAUUCACUUCAGUCUCACUCUUUCUCAAAGAAGGAGAAGGAAUAUGAGACACAGAAUGGGACUAUAAAUGAAAUCUCAAAAGUAAAGGAAAAAGAUGACUGAAAGAGGACAGACUUGAGGGUUUGAAUAUCUUUUAUUUAAUACAUUAUUUUAUGAUGGUCAAAUACUAGUGGGGUGCCCAGAUUGGUUGUGGAGCAUCCAUCCUUGGAGAUCUUCAAAACCCUACUGGCCAUAGCCCUGAACAUCCUGCUCUGGUUGGUUCCAAGGAAGGUGUUACAGCAGAUGGCCUCCAGAGGUCCCUGCUGAGUGAUUGUGUGGCUCUGCCAUUUUGGUAUCUCUUUCUAUUUUCCAAGAAGGAAGAGUGAACUGGGAGAACAAAAGAGAAAAGCAAAUCUUUCCUUUCUUGUCCCACAGCAUUAAUUCCUGUUAACCUUUCUAACUGUUGCCAACCUUGUCAACAUGAGCAAUCUCAUUAGCUCAGUAGAUUUUUAUGGUCCAAUAUCAAGGCCAAAUAUAAUUUUUCAGCAAAUCUGCUCUACUUCUGAGGUUUCCCUAGGUCUGGAAAUGAAGGGGUACAGAAAAAGCACCGAGGUACCAACAGGUUCUGUUUCCUCAUAGGGUCAGGAUUUAGCCAAAGUGCACAUCUCAAUCAGGAACUAGGAAAAGCUGCUGAGAUGUUCUGUGUAGACAUAGGCUAUGCACGCAUAAGUGAGGAUACUGUGGUAUACCCACAGAGAAGUAUGUGUGGGAAGAAGUUUAGCAGCCAUGCUGAACAGCUGCUCACAUUUACAAGAAAGAUAGGACCACAGUUUUAAAUGGAGUCCACACAUGAUGCACAUUAGCCAGUAAUGUCUGUGGGGUUGCCUGGAUUCCAAAAUGAGUCUGCUGAGCUUGAUAGCUGGGACAGGGAGAGGGACAGGUGCAACCCAGAACAGGGCUAUUCCUUUCCACUCAAAUCAGUGUUAAAGUUCAUUCAUGGAUCUAUGCUUUUCUCUGUCUGAGAGUACUCAGGAGUUGGAGAAAGCUUUACAAAAGCAUUUGGGGUUGAACUCAAAAGGCUGAUUCUCCUCUAAGUAAGUUUUUGGUACUCAAGUGCAAGACUGCAACUCUGAAAAGAUUUGCUACUUUGUUCCCUAAUCCAGGAGGUACCCCAAUUUGUAUGACUUUUCCCUCAUCCCCUUGCACCCAAAUGUAAGGCACUUGAAUCAAUAUAUAGUAAUGAAAUAUCACAUCUGUCUGUUGACAUAUGAUACGUGAAUGUGACUGGUAAAGUCCUAUUGCACAUGUGCCAACAGUUUAUAGCAGUUAGUCAGAGAAAAGUUGAAAAUGAAGAAAAAGGAACAUUUCCAAGCAGAGGAGGAAAUGGGUGGGACAAAAUGAACGAGAGAACAGGCUUAGUCUGCCUCCCCCCACUGAAAACAUGCAUAUAUAAGUAGUGAAGGAGGGAUUUCCUUUGCUCCCUGGCUGUCAUUCAUUCUCUGCUUCUCCUUGGGACCACACAGCAUCCCUCCAAGAUGUGGGCAAAGACGAUUACAGGAAAUUUUGCCAAUGUGAUUCAUGGUUUGAAUACAAACCACCUGACAGAUGUGGUCAUUCAGAGAAGCAAGCGAAUGAUUCUGGAUACCCUUGGAGUAGGACUUCUGGGUACCAGCACUGAGGUCUGCCAGAAAGUCAAACAGUACAGCCAGAUCUACAACUCAGAUAUAUCCAGCACCAUCUGGGGCCACUUGGAUUUCCGACUGCCUCCUCUGUAUGCAGCUUUUGUGAAUGGAGUGGCUGUGCACUCAAUGGAUUUUGAUGACACAUGGCAUCCUGCCACGCACCCAUCUGGGGCCGUGCUCCCUGCUGUGAUGGCUCUCACUGAGGCCUUUCCUCAGAAGAAAAAAAUCUCAGGUCUUGACCUGCUUUUAGCUUUCAAUGUGGGAAUUGAGGUGCAAGGCAGGUUGUUACGCUUUUCCAGCGAAGCCAGGAAUAUUCCCAAAAGGUUUCACCCACCAACAGUAGUUGGUACAAUGGGGAGUGCAGCAGCUUGCGCAAAACUGCUUGCUCUUAACCAGAUGAAAUGCAAAAACACCUUGGCUAUUGCUGCUUCCUACGCAGGUGCCCCACUGGCUAAUGCAGCGACUCAAACGAAGCCCCUCCACAUUGGCAAUGCUGCUAAGCAUGGCCUGGAAGCAGCUUGCUUAGCAUCACUGGGUCUUCAAGGAAACAAUCAUAUCUUGGACAUGGAGUCAGGGAUAGGUGCCUUUUAUACAGAUUACAACCCACAGACCCUGCCAACCUUGCAGUCCUAUCCCUGGCUGUUGGACCAGCAAGAUGUGGCCAUCAAACGCUUUCCUGCUCAUCUUGGAACGCACUGGGUGGCUGAUGCAGCGUCUUCUGCAAGGAGGAAGCUUGUCAAGAAUAGUGACGACUUGCUUCUCCUUGAUAAAAUUGAGAAAGUUAUUAUAAAAGUCCCAGAGGUCAAAUAUGUGAACAGACCCAGCCCUAACUCAGAACACGAAGCUCGGCACUCCUUCCAGUUUGUUGCCUGCUCUGCUUUGCUGGAUGGCAGCAUGUCCGUCCAGUCCUUUGCCAGUGAGAAGAUUAACCGGCCAGCCUUACAGGAGCUCCUCUGCAAAACACAGCUGGAACACCCUUCUGAUAACAAACCCAGCUUCGAGAGUCUUUAUUGUGAAGUGACUGUUGUGCUUCAGGAUGGCAACACAGUAAGCGACCGCUGCAACACGUUCUAUGGACACUGGAGGAAACCUCUGACAAAGCAGGACUUGGAGAAAAAAUUUCAAUCCAAUGCCUCUGCAGUCCUCCCUGCAGAAGCCAUAGAAGGUAUUAUAGAGACUGUGUACAAUCUGGAAAACAUAGAAGACUGUUCUGUAUUAAACAUGCUUUUGUCAGGACAGUCAGCUAGAGCACUUCCAGAGAAGCUGCACGUUGACCAUUCCAACCCGUAACGCAAAUGGAAUUCAGGAAAAGCUCUUAUUUAAUGAUGAAAGCACCAAGUAAAAAAUUUAGAGAUAGCAUGCACAGUUCAGUCAGAAGGGCUGAAGAUUAAUUUAGCUCUCUGUAUAUGAUUAUACUGCUAAAGGUAGAGCAAUGCCAGCAUGCUGCACAACAAAUAAUUGUUCCUCUUUCUGACAAUAAAAGCCUGCAUGUUCUGCUUCCACUUCAUCACUUCAUAAAGGAAUACAAAUUCAUGGAAAUGCUACUGUGAGAAACACCACUAUGAGGACAGAAAAUAGAAGCCUUUACAUAAGCAUUGCUGUACAUUUAGCUAUACAGCCUUCUUGAAGAGGCCACUUGCUAUGCCAGAGCUUUGAUGUUUGUGCUAAAAGAAAUACAGCAAGCACAGUAGUUGCACUUGACGCUCCAAAAGACAUCAGGCUUCACUAUGGAGACUGGCAUUCUGGCACCAGCUUGUAGAGCAAGAGGGACAACCCUAUGCUCCUAGUCCUAAAAGCAUUAUUUCCCAGCCCCAUCUUCUUGCUGCUUCAUAGUAUGGGUUUAGUACUGCCAUAUUCCCACUUCAAUUACAAGGCACUGGCUUAAGAAGAAAUUCAGCCCCACUUUCCCCAUCAGCAGCCAAAGAGAUGACCACACACUUUUGAGGAAAUGUGUGCUUAGGCCGUGAGGUAUUUAGGUAGGCAAGAAACACUUUAUGAUGAGCUAAGAUAUGAUAGUCUGAUUGCAUAAUGCAAUUUGCAUAAAUGCAAAUGUAGUUCUAUUAAAAGAUAUACUACACUCUCAUGAAUGGUUGAAAGUUAAACAAAACAGCACAUUAAUUACAACAGACUGAUCGAAACACAUCUUGAGACCACCUAGUGUCCAUAGGAACAGUCACCUCACCUGGACAAGCAAAUCUGUUCCCUCAACUCCUUCCACUUGUCUUAAAAUGUGUAAAAUGCACCUACAAAAACUUAAAUUACAAAAUAAAAUUAAUUUUAGUAAAUGAA